Messenger RNA from Aricia agestis (brown argus), 1416 nucleotides. Its product is annotated as gustatory receptor for sugar taste 64e-like. Bases 53 to 1396 code for a protein of 447 amino acids. The transcript has 11 exons. NCBI's taxonomy places the organism in Eukaryota, Metazoa, Arthropoda, Insecta, Lepidoptera, Lycaenidae. Gene Ontology annotation, molecular function: taste receptor activity. Gene Ontology annotation, biological process: detection of chemical stimulus involved in sensory perception of taste; sensory perception of chemical stimulus. Gene Ontology annotation, cellular component: membrane. The record is from RefSeq and is a predicted model, not a curated record.
GUUCCUGCUAAAGAACUCGAGGAGCAUAAUAAGAAAGAUAAGAAAGAGGACCAUGAGACAGAAAUAUAUAAAACAUUUCUCUAUACCAACCAGAAUUUUUGUUUCAGAAAACAAGGUAAACGUUAGUGAUCCAAAAUCUCAGUCUGUAGGACUCUUCCAACAAUCAAUGAGAUUGACGUUGAUGAUUGGGCAGGUUUUCUCCCUGCUACCAGUUAAUGGAGUAUUCAGUAGAAACAAUAAAAAAGUUACAUUUACCUGGCGAUCAUGGAAAUGUUUGUACAUAUUGGUAUCGUUACUUGGUCAGAUGUUCAUUACAAUAAUGUGCAUAUAUAGAGUAUUCAUAACGAAAACGAACCUGAACGGCAAAACAUCUGUCAUUUUUUACGCCACAACCUGUAUAACCAUGGUACUAUUUUUGAGAAUAGCCAGACGAUGGCCAAAACUUGUGUAUCACAUUAGCAGAACAGAAGAUCAUGAUUAUGAUUAUGAUAGCAGGCUGAUUUAUAAGUGUAACGUUACUUGUGCUGUUAUUCUUAGUUUAUCGAUAUUAGAACACAUUUUAUCUCUUCAAUCGUCUCUCGCUGAUAUUCUGACGUGCAGUCCAGACAUUGGAUACGAAAGAUUCGUAAAGUACAUUUACCCUUGGAUCUUCAAUUUCAUCCCCUAUUCCCCUGUUCUUGGAGGUUUCAUAGAGGUCCUUCACUUACAAUCAACGUUCGUUUGGAAUUUCUCGGAUCUGUUUGUAAUUUGUAUGAGCUACUACCUCACUUCUAGAUUAGAAAGUGUCAACAGAAAACUGCUGGCUGCCAAAGGAAAAUUUCUUCCCGAAUCAUUUUGGCGCACAGCUCGUGAGGACUUCGCAAGAGUAGUCCAGUUGGUCCGAGAAGUUGAUGACGUCAUCAACGGCGUUAUAUUUAUUUGUUUCGCUAACAACCUCUUCUUCAUCUGCUUACAACUCUUCAAUACAUUGGCUGGUGGAAUAACAGAUACACCUACAUGUAAUGGGGCAUCGUUUAGCCACGUCAAACGGUCAACUGUAUUGCUGGGGGGUUACGAAUCUGCUGUAUACUUUGUCUUCUCGUUACUAUAUCUAUUGGCCCGUUCUAUAGCCAUGUCGCUGAUAGUGUCCUACGUACAUAGUGCUUCGUUGGUGCCAGCCAUAGUACUGUACGAUGUCCCAUCACCAGUGUAUUGCGUAGAGGUUCAGAGGUUCUUAGAUCAAGUGAACGGCGAGAAAAUAGCUCUGACUGGGCUUAAAUUCUUCAGUGUGACGCGGGGCCUACUAUUAAAAGUAGCUGGCACUAUAGUGACGUAUGAGCUGGUGAUGCUGCAGUUCAACUCGUCAACGAUACACGCUGAAGAACCGACGUUUGCGCCAUCAACCGGAAAUUACUAGUAUUACUGGGCACAUUUCAC